AUGGAAUGGGGCUCAUAUCUCCAGGGAUUUUCGGAAGUGAAUCUAAAAACGUUUGGAAGUUUUAUGUCCAGUGUAGUGAAAGCAGUGAGCAAAGUGACCGUGUACGCCAGCAGCAGUGUAAGACCGAGUGCUCCAACGAAGAACAAUUCUAGGGCAAGAGGAAAUAUCAUUGCGCACCACAGUGAACCUAAAAUCAGAGCCGAAAUCAACGCGGUGGAAGCCAAGGCGUGUCUGGCUUGCAAGAAAAUUGGUCAUCGUAUCCAGGAAUGCCAAGCGUUCAAAUCUCUCUCGGUGGAUGGACGUUGGAAGUUUGUACAAUCCAGUGCACUUUGCAGAAAUUGUUUGAACUCUCACGGCAGAAGAAGUUGUAGAAAAACCAGCACCUGCGGUACAAAUGGUUGUGAUUUUCGCCAUCAUCCACUGCUACACUCGUCGCGCGGCAGUUCGGUUGUGAAGACACCAUCAGUGAUGAACAUUGCGGAGAACCAGACUCACCGACAAGUGAAACAGUCCCUGCUCUUUAGGAUUGUGCCGGUUACCUUGCAUGGACCAAAAGGGAAAGUGAAUACCUUCGCCUUUCUCGACGAUGGGUCGUCCUUGACACUUAUUGAGGAUAGCCUGGCGAAGAAACUUGGUGUUAAUGGUGUUAAGGCGCCACUAUGUUUGCUGUGGACGGGGAAUAUGACUAGAACGGAGAACGAUUCGAAGCAGUUGUCGUUAAUCGUUUCGUCGACUGAUGGGAGAAAGUAUUCACUGGAAGAAGUUCAAACCGUUAAGGAGCUAUCAUUACCUACGCAAACACUUUCGUACGAUCAGCUGUCGAAGCAGUACGGCCAUCUCAAGGGACUGCCGGUGGCGAGCUACACCAAAGCAGUUCCAAAACUACUGAUCGGAGUUAACAACCUGGAGUUGAUAGUCCCAUUGAAGACGCGCGAAGGAAUUAGACGCGAACCAGUGGCUGUGAAAACAAGAUUAGGUUGGUGUAUAUAUGGUGGUUCAGCGGACUACAGUCAGAUGGCGUCGAUCAACUACCAUGCCUGUGGGUGUGUCGCCGAUCAAACGCUGCACGAUCUCGUCAAAGAUUUCUUCACCACGGACGAAGUUGGAGCGAAACCAGUAGCACCACUUGUGUCGGAUGAAGAGAAGCGUGCACAACGAAUACUAGAGGAGUCAACUGUCCGGGUAGGCCACCACUUCGAGACCGGCCUUCUGUGGAAAUUCGACCACAUAGAGCUCCCCGAAAGCUAUAACAUGGCUCUGCGGCGGCUUGAGUGCCUGGAAAGACGUAUGAACCGGAAUCCAGAACUGAAGGAAGCAUUACAACAACAACUGGAAGACUACCAACAGAAAGGCUACGCCCAUCGCCCAACCAAAGAAGAACUAGCUAACGGCGACAUGCGCCGUGUGUGA
Messenger RNA from Armigeres subalbatus, 1410 nucleotides. RefSeq lists its product as uncharacterized. Lineage: Eukaryota; Metazoa; Arthropoda; Insecta; Diptera; Culicidae. Bases 1 to 1410 code for a protein of 469 amino acids. The transcript has a single exon. The record is from RefSeq and is a predicted model, not a curated record.